CGGAGUCCUCUUGCCCGGCCUACCCAGUCCAUCCCUGCAAGCAGCCUUGCCAGGAUUGGUGACGCCAUGCAGCCCCGGGUGCUCCUUGUUCUGGCUCUCUUGGCACUCCUGGCCUCUGCCCGAGCUUCGGAGGCAGAAAGCGCCUCCCUGUUUGACUUCAUGCAGGGCUACGUACAUCACGCCACUAAGACCGCCCAGGAUGCAUUGACCAGCAUGAAGGAGUACCCGAUGGCACAGCAGGCCAGGGGCUGGAUGAACGGUGGGCUCAGCUCCCUGAAAGACUACUGGAGCACGUUCACCGGCAAGUUCUCUGGGUUCUGGGAUUCCACUCCGGAGGCACAGCCAACCCCAGCUUCUGACAUCGCCUGACACCAGCACGCUCCGUGUCCGUCCGUCCAUCCACCCACCCUUCCUGCCUGCAACGCUGGGUCCUGCAGCCCUCGGGCUGCCCCUGGG
Molecule: messenger RNA, 456 nt
Organism: Dipodomys spectabilis (banner-tailed kangaroo rat)
Lineage: Eukaryota; Metazoa; Chordata; Mammalia; Rodentia; Heteromyidae
Gene: Apoc3
Product: apolipoprotein C3
Exons: 4
Coding region: 67-369 (100 amino acids)
Biological process (GO): negative regulation of very-low-density lipoprotein particle clearance; triglyceride homeostasis; negative regulation of low-density lipoprotein particle clearance
Cellular component (GO): spherical high-density lipoprotein particle; intermediate-density lipoprotein particle; extracellular region
Molecular function (GO): lipase inhibitor activity; phospholipid binding; high-density lipoprotein particle receptor binding
Source: RefSeq, a predicted model, not a curated record